Molecule: messenger RNA, 1462 nt
Organism: Owenia fusiformis
Lineage: Eukaryota; Metazoa; Annelida; Polychaeta; Sabellida; Oweniidae
Source: the annotation of a GenBank genome assembly
CUACACUUUUAGUAAAACCAAUUUAUUUUUUCAAGUAUGCAAUCACUUCAAAUACACGAUGCAGGAACAGUUAAUAGGGAGAGAUUUGUUAUGUCUCCAGGAUUGGCCAAUCAGAGUAGAGUAAAUGGUUCAAAUCAGACAACAGAUCCUAUAUUCAUAGAGAAAGAAAUAGAAAAUAUAAUAUGGGACUUUGUUCCACCAUUUAUAAUAUCAAUUGGAACUUUGGGAAAUGUGCUCUCGCUGAUUGUGCUCCUUGGAAAGAAGCUACGAAAAACCACCUGGAGUUUGUACUUGAUUGUGCUAGCUGUAUGCGACACAAUUGUGUUAUUCACGGGGUUGUUCCGGCAGUGGUUCUGGCGAAUCACACCAUCUUCAAUUGAUGUAAGAGCAUUAUCAAACACUGGUUGUAAGAUCCACACAUUUCUAACAUACACAUGUACCCAGUAUAGUUCAUGGAUUCUUGUGGCAUUAACAUUUGAAAGAUUUGUCACAGUAUAUUUUCCACUCCGAUCAAAGACUCUCUGUACGAGGAAAACAUCAAUCAGUAGUUUAGCAGUAUUCCUAGGAUUGAUAAUAUCUUUAAAUCUUCAUUUCUACUGGACUGUUAACAUUGGAAAAUAUGGAUGUGACGUGUAUGAUCAUAGCUUGUUUAGAUUUAUGGGACUUAUAUGGCCUUGGAUUGACUUGUGUGUCACAUCUUUUCUUCCGUUCAUCAUCAUGCUCGUAUGUAACACAACAAUAAUCAUAUGCCUCGUUAAGGAAAGAAACAAGAGACUCCACCUGACAAAACUAUCAGAACAAACUACAAACAACUUGAGGAAAACAACGGGUGCAACAAUAAUGUUCAUCACAGUCACUUUCACAUUUUUAGUCCUAACAUGCCCGCUCGCCAUCUAUUUAACUUUCUGGAAAUAUUGGUCGAAAGGUGCAACACCACACACUAAAGCUGUACUGGAUUUGGCAUGGGCAAUUAUAAAUAUGUUACAAUACACAAACAAUGGGAUCAACUUCUAUCUGUAUUGUUUAAGUGGACCAAGGUUUAGAGGCGAGUUGAAACAAUUAUGUUUUGCUAGGAAAAGAAAUCUACAUGACGGGAGGAAAGUAGACAAUUCAAAAUCAACUCGGUCAGGAAAUAGGAGCCCAACAAGUGUAACAAGGACAACCGUUAUACGCAGUACCUGAAUACAGGCUACUGGGAACCAACAAUUUAUAUAUAAGAUACAUCUAAGUUCAUGUAAAGACCGGGUCACAAGUGAGAACAUAUACAGUUUAUAAAUACUGAUUUUCAGCAUAUUUUUAUUAAUAAGGAUGAUGUGCUUAGAGUUAAGCGAUAUAAAAAGCUUAUAUACAAAGUUUUCUGUUCCACAUACAUGUAUUAUACAUUUAUUGGCUGCUAUUACUGUACAUUUCAAGCAAAUAGAUCAAUUGACCUUUCAUAAAAUAAUUAUUUAUCUCAUAUUAA